AUGAGUAGAAUUGAUAGAAUUCUUGUGUCGGAGAAAGUGAUGAAUGAUUGGGGGGUGAUAGGGCAAAUGGUGGGGGAGAGAGAUAUUUCCGAUCAUUGUUCCAUUUGGUUAGAAAUCGACAACAACGAUUGGGGGCCUAAACCAUUCAAGUUCAAUAAUGAGUGGUUUUCUCACGAUUCCUUUCUUUCUUUUGUGGAGAAGGAGUGGAAAAGCUUCAAAGUGGAAGGUAGAAGGGAUUUUGUUUUGAAACAAAAAUUAUUUUUUCUUAAAGGUCGCCUUAAAUGGUGGAAUAAGGAGGUUUUUGGAAGAAUUGACUUGGAAAUUCAAGAGGAGGUUAGUGCUAUAAAUGGUGGGGAUGAUUUGUUGGAAUUAGAGGGAGAUGAUUUUCUCUCAGAUACUUUGUUUAGAAGGAAGGAAGCCACUAGUCGGUUUUGGAUGAAAUUGAGAAUUAAAGAAAAUAUGUUAGUUCAAAAAGCUAAUUUGAAGUGGUUAAAGGAAGGUGACUCUAAUAGCGGUUACUUUCACAAAGUCAUGAAGGAGAAAGGAAGAAUUAAUCAUUUGGGGCCCAUUAACACUUUGGAGGGGAGGUUGGAAAAGGUAAAGGAUAUUAAAGAUCAUGUUGUUAAUCAUUUCUCAAAAAAAUUUGAAGAGGAGGAAGAGAUGGUGUCGUCUUUGGAGGGAAUAUUUUUUUAUUGUAUUAGGGAGGAAGAUAAGAGUUGGCUUGAAAUACCUUUUCAAGAAGAUGAGAUUAUUGAAGCGUUAAAGAGUUGCGGUGGUUCUAAAAUCCCGGGUCCGGAUGGGUUCUCUUUUCUUUUUAUUAAGAGAUGUUGGUCUUUUAUUAAAUAA
Vicia villosa (hairy vetch) is the source of this 846-nucleotide messenger RNA. RefSeq lists its product as uncharacterized. The transcript has a single exon. The record is from RefSeq and is a predicted model, not a curated record. NCBI's taxonomy places the organism in Eukaryota, Viridiplantae, Streptophyta, Magnoliopsida, Fabales, Fabaceae. Bases 1 to 846 code for a protein of 281 amino acids.